Molecule: messenger RNA, 2241 nt
Organism: Eublepharis macularius
Lineage: Eukaryota; Metazoa; Chordata; Lepidosauria; Squamata; Eublepharidae
Gene: ANKRD31
Product: ankyrin repeat domain 31
Exons: 16
Coding region: 1-2241 (746 amino acids)
Molecular function (GO): protein binding
Source: RefSeq, a predicted model, not a curated record
AUGUGCUAUGUCAACAAACAAGGUGGAAUGGCGUCGGUGUCCCUUUGCACCGAAGCAAUGAAGUUGUGGCAGUGGGCCCAAGAACGCUCGAUGUGGCUGCAGGCUGUGCACAUACCAGGGGUGUCGAACUCAUUGGCAGACCAUUUGAGCAGGCUGCAAGGGGAUCAACACGAGUGGUCUCUCCAGGAAGAGUACCUUCUACCUGUGUUUGCGAUGUGGGGGUCCCCAGAUAUAGAUCUUUUCGCGACGGAGGAGAACUUCAAAGCUCGAGACUAUUGCUCCAGGGGAGGAUUUGACUCUAACCAGCAUUCAAAUAAAUUAGUCCAUUCAGAUCAUCGGAGCAUCAUGUCUUAUGAUAGACUAGCUGAAAAAGACGAUUUCAUUUUAAGUGAAACCAGUUCAUCUGAACAAACUAUCCAAGUAACUUCACAUAUGUUAAGGAAAUCAUCCAGAAAAAGAAGAUUUAUUACUAGGAAGCAAACCACUUCAAAGAAUUAUUUCAAUGACUCGUCAUUUAAUUACAUAUCACUUUCAAGUAUUAACCGAAGAGACAUUUUUGGUCAAACCUUAUUGCAUAGAGCAGUUAUAAAAGAUGACCUAGAUCACAUAUGCGCAGUUAUAAAAGCUGGUGCAAAUGUAAAUGCUCAAGACUACGCAGGGUGGACUGCUCUUCAUGAAGCCAGUUUAGCUGGUUUUUUUGAAGCAACAAAUGAACUUUUAAAGGCAGGAGCUGAUGUUAACUGUAAAGGACAUGAACAAGUAACACCAUUACAUGAUGCAGUUAAAGAGGGUCACUACAAGGUGGCAGAGUUGCUCCUUUGGUAUGGGGCUGAUCCGUUAUUCAAGCAUGAGAAAGGGAAGUGUGCCUUAGAGGAAGCUACUGGAAAGCAGAUGAGAAAACUACUGGAAAGUUACAUAGCUAAGUCUAGUAGAAGAUCAGUAUCAGACAGCUCACAUUCUAAGGAAAAGGAGAUGCUUUUUUCCAGUCAGCAAUUGAAUACUAAAGCAGCCAGAAUAAACAAAACAAAUAGUAAAGGAGAAACGUGUUUGCAUUUGGCAGCCAAAAAAGGAAAUUUGUCUUUAAUGAAGUCUUUAAUAGCAUCUGGAGCAUGUGUGAAUCAAAGAGAUAAUGCAGGCUGGACAGCAAUUCAUGAAGCUUCCAUUGGGGGUUUUGUUGAGAUUAUCUCAGAACUGCUAAAAGCAGGUGCUGAAGUGAACAGCAAGAGUCUGGAUGGUGUAUUGCCAAUUCAUGAUGCUGUUUCAGGCAACCACUUUGAGGCAGUGCAGUUUCUACUGGAUCAUGGAGCAAACCCUAAUGAGACAAAUAACCGUGGGAAAAAUGCCAUGGAUGAAGCCACCUGUGAUAAAAUGAAGGAACUUCUUGAGUCUUAUGGUGCUACUGGAUCCAAAAAGACAAGGAUGAAUGAUGUUGCUGAUGCCUGCAGGAUGCGGUGGGGUUGCUGUGGGGCACACUGCACCAGGCGUGCCUCUCCCCGAGUGCCUGCCUACCUCUCUCUGCAGUCUCCUGUGCUGGACUGGCAUGAAUCCAUCUGUAAACUAUUGCAGGAUAUAGAAAAGAAGCAGAAUAAACUUUUACUCUUUGAAUUAAGAAGCCAAAGAGAUGCAGAUCUGUAUAUUCAAGACCUAUCACAGAUACAGAGCAUUCUGAAUGAAGUACUUGCCAAACAGAAGUCAGAAAGGGAUGACCUUGCUAAAAAAUACAGAGCUUCUGUGAAAUCUUUUGAACAUGGAGCACUGAGGGAACAACUAAUUAAGCUUGUUUCCAGACAAAAGAGCCUUCUGCUUAUGGCACAAAAACAAAAAGAAUUAGGCCAGAAAAUACAAAAUUAUAAGAAGGCAAAGAAAGACUUUGAUUCUGAAAAUCAAUUAAACUUCAAACGAAACAGAAGGAAAAAAAAUCAACUACUAGAUCUGCUUGAACAAGAAAAGAUUAAGCCAGGAAAUGAUGUUCUAGAAUUCACACUUCAGGAAUCCAAAUAUAAAGCCAGCCUUUUAGGAAAUGGCAAACUCAAAAUGGGCAACAACACAAUUUAUGAGAAUCCAGUUCAAUGGAUUAAAGCACUUUUGGGAAAUGAUAUUCCUGUAAACUGGAAAUACGUGUGGAAUAAGGUAGGCUUCCUGUAUUUCAUGUCAGCCCCAUGGGCACACUACAUAACCACCAGCGGGCACGCCCAUGUCCCCAGGUCUCUGCCCAGCUUGGGCACCCAGGAGCAUGGCUGA